Molecule: messenger RNA, 1158 nt
Organism: Lucilia cuprina (Australian sheep blowfly)
Lineage: Eukaryota; Metazoa; Arthropoda; Insecta; Diptera; Calliphoridae
Product: omega-amidase NIT2-A-like
Exons: 5
Coding region: 142-1008 (288 amino acids)
Biological process (GO): L-glutamine metabolic process; oxaloacetate metabolic process
Cellular component (GO): mitochondrion
Molecular function (GO): omega-amidase activity
Source: RefSeq, a predicted model, not a curated record
CAAACAGCUGAUAACAAAUAUCAUGCAAAAUUUAUUUAAAGCUCACAAACAAACUACGAAUUUAAUGUAGUAAAAAGCCGGACACCAAACGGUUUAAAACAUUUAAAAUCAUUGGAGAUUAUUGGACAGCAGAGUGCAAACAUGUCACAAAAUAAUAAAAAGCUAACAAUUGCAAUGUGCCAAUUGCCAUGUGGCCACGAUGUGACCACAAAUGUACAAAAUGCUGUUGAAGCCAUCAAAGAGGCCAAGCAAAAAAAUCCCAAAGUACAAUUGGUAAUUUUACCAGAAAGUUUCAAUGCUCCAUAUGGUGUAGAGUUUUUUGCCAAGUACGCUGAAAAAGUGCCUGAAGGACCAACAUGCCAGGCUUUGUCAAAAGUUGCAAAAACUUUGGGUAUUUACAUCAUUGGUGGCAGUAUAAUUGAGCGUGCUUAUUCGGAUAAGUUGUAUAACACCUGCACUGUAUGGUCACCUGAGGGCAAACUAAUUGGCAGACAUCGUAAGAUUCAUCUUUUCAACAUUGACAUUGAUGUUGAGAACGAUGGCGGUGCUAAAUUCAACGAAGGUUUAGCUUUAUCUGCUGGCAAUGAUUUUACCGUUGUAGAUAUUUUCAAUCAUAAAGUUGGUAUUGGUAUUUGUCACGACAAACGUUUUGAUGAGUUGGCUCGCGUUUAUCGUAAUCAAGGCUGUGAUAUGAUAGUUUAUCCAUCAGCCUUCUGUAUUUGCCAAGGUCCCAUGCAUUGGGAACUUUUGCAACGUUCACGUGCCAACGAUAAUCAACUAUUUGUCGUCACUUGCUCUCCCUCACGCAACAACAUGUCCGGUUAUGUUGCAUAUGGUCAUUCCAUGAUUGUUGAUCCAUGGGGCCGUGUACAACGUGAGGCUGGUAUUAUGCGUGAAAUAGUUAUUGAUGAACUUGAUUUCCAAAUGGUCGAUGAUGUUCGCCGUCAAUUGCCUUUGUUUGGUCAACGCCGCACUGAUAUGUACAACACAAAUAUGAUAAAGCAAUAAUUAUUUGCGGUUUGACAAGUUCAUAUUAUUGCAGUUGAUGAUACAAAUGUUCGCUGGCUGAAUAGUUUUAUGUUGUUUUCUUGUUGUAUUUAUAUGAAAGUUAUUGUUAUAUUAAUAAAAAUAAAAACUUAAUAUAAUAAUAUAAGGCUA